This is a messenger RNA of Lineus longissimus, 5974 nucleotides long. RefSeq names its product zinc finger protein 423-like. The record is from RefSeq and is a predicted model, not a curated record. The coding region runs from base 335 to 5083 and encodes 1582 amino acids. Gene Ontology annotation, molecular function: RNA polymerase II transcription regulatory region sequence-specific DNA binding; DNA-binding transcription factor activity, RNA polymerase II-specific. Gene Ontology annotation, cellular component: nucleus. Lineage: Eukaryota; Metazoa; Nemertea; Pilidiophora; Heteronemertea; Lineidae. The transcript has 10 exons. Gene Ontology annotation, biological process: regulation of transcription by RNA polymerase II.
CGCAUGAUCUCUGUGGACUGCCCGGGAAGCUAGCCAUUCUAACGCGAAUUAACGACAGUAAUCACCACCCAAGGUAUGACCAGUGCAUGAUUUAGCCACCGAAGUCCAUACCCAGAACUCCGUAAAAUAUCGCCGAAGAAGACGGCCCGGGCAGGACAAUGAAAGCGCGGUUUCAGCGCGGAGGUUGCCUAGCAGGGGACUAUAUCGCCGCGGCCAUGUGAUGAGCGUCGGAGAGUGACGUAGUCUUGGCCCCAUGUGGCUGCCGCUAGCUCGCGCUGGAGGAUACCACGCGGAUUCAUAAGCUGCAGUUUGAAAUUUAACGUAUUAUCUGGGAAUGUCGAGGAGGAAACAAGCAAAGCCGAGGUCUCUAAAGAGGGAUGACGGUGAAGAGGACCUGGUAGAGGAAAGCGUGAUAUUGGUAGAUGCAGAUGGUCAGGAGAGCGCAUCAAAACUGAUUGGCACUGAUGAAACAUCAGAUUCUUGUGGUGAGCCUAGUAACACUUGCGUUGCCAUUGACAACACCCUUGACGACAACAUGUCUGAUGUUGCCAUGACGACUGUAGAUGAUGACGAUGACGAUGAGGAGGAAGAAAAAGGGGAAGCAGAAUAUCGCUGCGAGUCCUGUGACUCGAUCUUCCACAGUUUGAACGAGUUCAUGGACCAUCGUAACUUUGCUUGUGUACCUGAUAGCUGUGAUGAAAGCCCCCUUGGCCUUGAUGAUGGGACACUCUCCCGUUCCUCAACGCCCCUGUCAUCAGAUACUGGGAAGAGCCCAAUGGCAUUCCAUCCCUCACCAUUCUCACCGGGGUCAGAAAUUGCGGACAGUGAGAUCCCGUUUUCUGUCGGAACUGAUGAAAGUCACCCGUAUGCCUGCCAGUUCUGUGAGAAAGCAUUUGCUAGGCUGAGCCAUCUUAAGAAGCAUGAGCAAGUUCAUGCUGAUCUCCUGCCGUUCAAAUGUAACUAUUGUAACCGAUUAUUCCGUCACAAACGGAGUCGCGACCGCCAUGUGAAGCUGCAUACAGGCGAUAAGAAGCACAAAUGUCUGAAAUGUGAUGCUGCAUUUGCCAGAAGUGAUCACUUGAAGAUCCACAUGAAGUCACAUGACAACGGCAAGCCGUUCCGAUGCACGAUCUGCAGUCGUGGGUACACUAACUCGGCCGCGCUGACAUCACACAUGCUCUUCCACAAGAAGUACAACAGUACGAUCACGUCCAAGGAGUUCAAGUGUCCUCACUGCCCCGAUAUGUACGCUUCUGGGAAGGAUCUGCAGGAGCACCUCCAAACUCACAAUAACAAUGAUGCCUCCCCGUCGAAGGAGAAAGCAGUCCAGUGUCUGCAGUGUAGCGAGGUGUGCCUUGGACAAGACGCCCUGGACUUACAUGUUGAGCAGACGCAUCCUAAGAGGUUCAAAUGUCACGUCUGCCCAGACGCAUUCCAAUCAAAUGAAGACUUGGACCAGCACUUGGUGGGCCACAAGCUGACCUCGAAUACGCCACAGAUGAACCCCCUAUCAUUGGUGGUGACUCCUAAAAGUACAUCGCCUGCUGCUAGCUCUCCGACGACAUCAAAAGACAUAAAUACGUUCGCAUACUCGGAACUCAUUUGUGAGUUUUGCCUGAAGAGCGGUUUUUCCAACAAGGACGUCUUGGAUAUGCAUAUUCAGAUGGUGCAUGCUGGGAAAUCUAAAGCCCCGUACUUGUGUCCAUUCUGCAACGCUGCUUACCCGACUUUUUACAACUUGGCGGAACAUGUUAAAAUUCUACAUGAGCCGCUAUUCAUGAGUGCUAGUCCUCCUUAUCAAUGUGAUUUCUGUUCAAAAGAAUACAAAAAUCUUGAAGAUUUGAAAGCGCAUAAGGAAAAGGUCCAUAAGUAUGGUGGAAUAAAGUCACCGGGAUUGACGUACUUAUGCCCGCAAUGCAAUAUGGGAUUCCCAGAUCACGCGACCUUGGCCGAUCACAUGCACCUGUGUCACCAACCACUUCCGCUGAAUAUGACAAAUCAUUACUUGAAAUCACCACCUCGGGCAGAAACGUUUAAUGGCGAUCAUCACAACAAAAAAAGACGAAGUUCUGAACAUUCUCACCACUCGCCACGUCCAAGUCAUGUUCCAAUGGAAGCAACAGAGGGAGAGGACAUUGUCUUCUGUGACAAGUGUGACAUGCGAUUUGUCAAUUUAGCACUGUUUAAAGAACACUUAAAAACACAUCUGAAUGGAAUCCAAAACGGCAGUUUGUCCCCAGGUGCUGCAAACAUUACAAGUGACACAGACGUCUGUAAAGAAUGUGGCGCCACCUUUGAUAAUGAGGACCAACUAGAGACCCACGUCUUUAUGCACUACCUGUCCAUUACGACAGAGUAUGGCUGCACCAGUUGUUUGAAACUGUUCACCAAGCCCGACGAGCUUCAGAAACAUUUGAUGGACAUCCACGCCCAUCAUCUCUACCGAUGCUCCUUAUGCAAAGAAAUCUUCGACUCCAAAGUGAAUGUCCAGGUUCACUUUGCGAUAAAGCACAGCAAUGAGUGCAAGCUCUACAAGUGUACAGUUUGCAGCUCGAUAUUCCGCUCCGAGAUGGAAUGGCAGUUGCAUGUGAAAGUGAACCAUCUGUGCAUCACCAAGCCCUACCGAUGUCUCUUCUGCAAGGACAGCUUCACAACUGAGAUCGAACUGCAAUGCCACCUUACGGAGCACAAAAAACAAUUCCCGUGUCCAUUUUGCGAUGAUGCCUUCCAUGUUGAGUACCUGUUAGACAAGCACAUGCAGAGUAAACACUGCUCUGAGACGACUCAAAGUGGUAGCAGCACGCCAGAGAAAACGCAGAAGGAUUUUGACUUCUCGAACUUCACAAAAGUUGAAAAAUCUCCAAGUCGGCAGUUGUCAUCUGAGUUGUACAGAUGUAACGCUUGUGAUACCAAGUUCGCCGACGACACGAUCCUGAUGCAGCAUCUUGUUCAGGUUCACCAGAUCACGAACAUCAGUCCAUCGACCACAACAGCCUUGACCGAAAGUGGUCAAGUUUUAAAAACGGAGCCAGCGACGAGCCAAGAUAAGUUUAGUAAUCACUGUGUCUACUGUAGCCAGUCGUUUAAGACCAAGAGCGAAUUGGAGCGGCAUAUGAAAAUUCAUGCGAUGCCAAGUAGCUUGAAGUGCAAUAUAUGUGAUGAAGUAUUCCCAAGCAGUAACAUUUUGGCCGAACACAAACUGAUACAUUGUAAAGUGGUCCAAGGAAAUGUAUGCACAAUUUGUAAGUUCUCAUUAAAGAACGAGACGCAGUUUUAUUUCCACGCCGAGCAGCAUGGAUUCCAGGGUGCGAAUAUGCAAUGUGUCAUCUGUCGCCAGACGUUGAUGUCAACAGUGGAACUCAACAUGCACGCAAAGUUCCAUUUCCAGAAUUCGCACAGUUUCUACACGUGUUGCGUUUGUCUCAAAAGUUUCAACACGAAGGAGAACCUUGUUGCCAAAUUGAAUUCAAGUGGUAGGGCGUACUAUGUGUGUAAACCUUGCUACCAUGGAGGUGAGGAGAUUCAGACUUGCCAACAGUGCAGCAACACAUUCGAGGGUAAAGCAGAGCUAGAAGUGCACAUGGCAGUCCAUAAAGUAGAUCCACUGCCUUCGACGAGCAUGUCAGAAAACUCAAAUAGCAAAUCGCCAGCUUUGGACUCUAAAUCGAAGACCAAGCCAGUGAAAAGUUUCUUUACUUGUUGUGUCUGUUUAAAAACUUUCGAAUCUCAAGAGAACUUGGUUCCUAAGUUGAACGCGAGUGGUCGGGCUUAUUACGUCUGUAAGCCGUGCUAUCACGGGGCAGACGCGGUCGAAGAACAUCGUUGUAGUUGGUGUAGUAUGUCAUUCAAUCAGAAGGACCAAUUGGAAGCACAUAUCAAGAUUCACAAGAAAACCUACCAGUGUAUCAAAUGUCAGCAGUCGUUCAGUACGGAGUAUGAGAUCCAGUUACAUGUGGCGACACAUAUGAUCCAAGAAGGAAACACGCACGAGUGCCGCAUUUGUGGGUGCGUUUUCGACUCACCUGCGAAACUGCAGUGCCACUUGAUCGAACAUACAUUCGAGGACUCUGACCUGACAUGUUAUGUCUGUGAUACCGCAUUCAGACACCCCACAUCAAUUCAAUCGCAUGUGUUAGAACACGGCAUCAGUGCCAGGCGUUACUCCUGCAGUCAAUGCAAUCAGAAGUUCUUCUUCAGUGCCGAACUCACCAACCAUUUAUACGGACACGGUGGAAUCAAACUAGAAAAUGGAACAGAUUUCAAGUGUCCGGAUUGCCACAAAGUCUUCGCGAACAUUCUGAACUUGAAUAAUCACCGCCAAACUCAUGAGAAGAAAGACCCAACGUUCAAAUGUACCGCGUGUCCAGAGGCAUUCCAUUCAAUGCCCGACCUCCAGCAGCAUUUCUUCAACAUGCAUUCGAGCGCCGAGAUCACGAAGCAGACAGCGAGGCCGUACAGGUGCGUGGAGUGUGAGAGAGAGUUCUCUUGCCAGAGUAACCUACAGAGUCACAUGCGGGUGCACAGCUCAGGAAAGGAGAAUCGUAAGGUGCAUGUGAAGACCCAUGGUGGAAGUGGAGUGAAGCCAUAUUGCUGCCCAGUUUGUUCCAAGUCCUUCUCCAGGAAGUCCCACGUCAAGGAUCACAUGAAAAUCCAUUAUAGUCAGUCCUCCUUAUACCGAUGCAAGAUUUGUGAUGAGGUGUUUCCACAGUCUCGGCUGCUGACCCAUCACAUGACAACUGUUCACAAAGAUCAUUCCAUGGAAGACGGCGAGAGUCAUGGGAAUCCACGCAGCCUGGCAGGAAGUUUAGACGAUUCAUUCGGCAGCAGUGGCAGUCCUUCAGGUCAUUCAUUGGACAGCGACUACGAUGAUACAAGGAUCGGACAACAAAAUGGUGACAACAUCGUCGUCGAUGACGAAAAAGAUAUGGACAUUGAAAUGAACGAUUCAAGUCUCAAUCAGGAUGUUGAUAUGAAAAAUGUGAAGUUGUCUCCACUGAAAGACAUUGUAAAAGAAGAGGAGAGGGAUUCGCCCCAAAUGUUGGACAAUUCAGGAAGUGUUUUGGCAGUUGAAACAUUGUCUUGAUGUGCAGAUGAACUAUUUCUAGAGAGACUGGCCUAUCACCGGUAAUGUCCUCCAUUGACUCUGAUAAGCCUGUUUUGUUGUAUGGAAACCAGGGGGCACCUAUUCUGAUGUCCUUAACUUUAAGGGUUCAUUGAUACAGCUCAAGGGGCUGGGCAGUGCUGAGGCUGGGGUACCCCUUAAGUGUAUCUUCGACAAUGUUUCCUGAUUUUAUCAGACCUGUCAGAAACCCUGCAAAGAGAAUAUCAUGUCUUUUGUUUGAUGUUUGAUAGAGUGUUAAUGCUGAUUGGUUCAAAGCAAUAACUGUCUAAUAUAUCAAAUUUUAGAGGAGAAUACAGCGACUUUGUUUUUGGCAACUUGGUGUUAUUGAGACAAUUUCAGUUCAAACUUUAUUGUGGCUUUGGUGGUUGCAAGUUUCCUAUAAAAUUCAUAAGGUUUCAUUGUAGUGUGGUGUAUAUUACAUAUUGUAUGAAUGAAUUGGGCAAUAUUUAGGCAGGGGUCGAAUUUCAGACAAGAACUCUUCCUGUUAUGGUCUGAUUCAUCAUGUUUCUCUUAUGAGUGGUCUACUCAGAUUCCUGUUGAUGCAAACAUUUGCUCUACUGUUGCAUUGUCAACGUGAUUGAACAAGGACUAACAUAUCAAAGUGUUGAAACCUUAAUUGUAUGCUUAUACUAAAUGUGUGAGGAGCUGGUGUGGUCUUGUGGCUUGGAGUCUUGAUGAGAGGUCAAGAGGUCCCUGGUUUGAAUACUACAGUCAAUUAUCAAUUGUAUAGUUUUGUAAGUUAAAAUAAACUCUUGUUCUAUUUGUCUAAAGUAAUGUAUUUAAAGUCAUGUGUUAUCAUAUAUUCAUGUACAGAAGAGUCAAAUGUAUGCUGUAGUGGAGUUAAAUGGGUAU